Molecule: messenger RNA, 3103 nt
Organism: Dendroctonus ponderosae (mountain pine beetle)
Lineage: Eukaryota; Metazoa; Arthropoda; Insecta; Coleoptera; Curculionidae
Gene: ppk17
Exons: 7
Coding region: 1712-3103 (463 amino acids)
Biological process (GO): sodium ion transmembrane transport
Cellular component (GO): membrane
Molecular function (GO): ligand-gated sodium channel activity
Source: RefSeq, a predicted model, not a curated record
AAACCUCCAAGUAUACCAAACUUUGAGGAAGCAUAGAGCGAAGUUUUUCCAAUUUAUUGCCGUAAAAAGCUAUUUUCAGUCCCUCCUAGUUCGGUUGCAAACAAAUUUUGAUGAACAGCGGGUAAGUUUCGAUGCACAAUUAAUUGCAAGUCACAAUUUAAGUAAUUCUCAAAAUUGAGCCCAAACCUCUAAGCAAACCAAACUGUGAGGAAGCAAAGAGUAAAAGUUGCUCUAUUUACUGAGGCAAACGACGCAAUUUUCAAUCUUAGCAGGAUAGUUUUGAACAAUUUUUGAAAACGGCUGGUAAACUUAAUAGCAGAAGCCAUUGAAAAUCGCACUUGUAGAAAUUCUCAAAAUUUCGCACAAAUCUCCAAGUAAGCCAAACGUUGAAGACGAAUAAAGUGAAUCUUGCUCUAUUUAUUGUCGGAGAAACCUCUUUCCAAUCUCUACUAGUUUAAUCGCGAAGAAUUUUUGAAAAACCGCGAGUAAGUUUAGACGUAAAAGUCAUAGCAAGUCUCAAUUUAAGUAAUUUUCAAAAUUCAACCCGAACCUCUAAGCAGACCAAACUUUGUCAGGGUAUAGAGUGAAUCGUGCUCUAUUUAUUUCCGUAAAAACCGCUCUUCAAUCUCAAGUGGUAUGGAAGUAACAAUUUUUUUAAAAACAGCGGGUAAAUUUUAAAGUUCGCCCACGUUAAAUUUACCCGCCGUUUAUCAACAAUCGAGGCUCGAUUUUCUCUAUUUAAAACUGAAAAUAAGUACUUGAACCGUUAGUUGAAGAUAGGAAACCUUGACACUUUAUUCUCUAAUGACCAGUGGCUGAUUUACGUGGAAAUAUCAGAAAAUGUAUUUUCUAUUUCGAUUUUUAGUCCAUCUCUGCCUAUCCCACAUAACUUUCGGGUUAUUGGAACACAGAAUAGUUGCCAACUUGCAUAUUAUUAUCCAUCGGACGUAUCUCGCCCUGGUCUCAACAACUGACUCACAACUUUUCACUACAUCGUCCGUUAUGAUUCUUCUAGAUUUCUUAUUGCCAACAAAUCCAUUUCUGGCUACAAUUCUAGAUGCUGUUCCUUAUGUAACGGAUUUCUUCUAGAUUUUAUUCUAUUGCGUUUGGGAUUUUAGCAACUUUGCGUUAUCUGGAAACACACUUGCUUUGACUUCAAUUCCAAAGAAACUUUUGUGCUUUCUUGCAGAUUCUUAAUUUUUCUGGUGAAACCAAAAUGUAUUUAUAAUUCAGGUAAAUAACUGAGAAUCUUGUAGGUGAGUUGGCUUUUUCACAUCAUUUCCAUCGCUCCGGGAUCGUUUGUAUCGUAAAAUUGUAAAGAAAAUAGUUCACCUCUAGAUCUAAAAAUAUCGCAGCUAUUGGUAGAAUCAACAAAAUAACUUUCGAGUGAGCCUUACGUUUCCACUUGUAGUGAGUAAGCUAUUAUUUAAUUAAUGCAUAUGGAGGUAUUUAGCGAUUCACUCAAACUCGAUAAAACUAGACACUUUAUUACUGCGACGAAUAAAUUAUGCAGGAAGAAAUUACAACUCCACUAUUUUAGUGCCGAAAACAAUAACGCUCGCUGUUGGCUAAUAAAGAUAAGUCUUUUUGAGGAGUAAUUAUUUUCUGGAAUUUAUGGUCCCAAUGAUAAAGUCCAAAACCUAAUUCCAAACAUCGGUACGAGCUUAACUGAGAUGUUUUUCCUGCUGGAUAUUUGACGACAAUCGACACCAUGAUGGAUACAGUCAAUUUGAGUCAGUGUUUAACUAGUCCGAAUCAUUUUAUUAAAUUUGUUGUCAUUGUGUGUUGCACUUGUUUUUCCGUUUAUCAAGUCGGGCAAUGCGUUCACAGAUUGAUUGUGCCCCCAAUCACCACCUACUAUGGCUUCCGCCUGAACGACAGCAUGAGAUAUCCAUCGGUGACCAUUUGCCGAAGACCCGGAUUUAACACGGACAUAUUUCCAAACUACGGAUUGCGGCGCGGCCAAAGCUUGCUAAAUCAGAACGUUUUCCGGAACUUUUACUUCGACAACUUCACUAUUAAGGAGUUCUUGGAGGAUACGACCUACGACUUUGACGACGUUGUGAAUUCCUAUGCUUUCAAUGGAAUGGGGAUGCAUCUAGCAGCUGCGGAAUGGACACUAUUCCAUACAAUCAGCUACGGGAAAUGCUUCUCGUUCACGCCAAGAGAAACAUCCAGUACCUACAGCAUAUCGGGAGGAUGGAUAUUCUCGCUAAAGCACGAUGUAAUCGAAAGGUUUGUGGACUCGUAUGGAGUGUCUCAGUAUGGGUUCCAUGUGUAUGUUCACGAUCCCAAUGAGAUUUUGACUUCUGGGCUGGAGCAGGACGACAGUUUUUUGGAAUACAUCUACAUUGAAGCUUCUGAGGAUAUUCGGCUGCAGUUGCGAUACCAGGAGUUUUUGAGAGUGAACACCAACGAGAACCCGUGCAUUGAUCCUGGUGAUCAGCCCACAUAUAGCCGCUCGAGGGUGAGAAACUUGCACUUGAAACCAUCAUUCAUUGUGCGAUUUGUAGCUGAUAACAUGGAAAACCUUUCGGUGCUUUUCAUCAAACUCUUGAGCUUAAUUCCAUUGAAUUUCAGCAAUAGAGAAACUUUGAUGGCCAAUUGCUCGUGCCCCAAGUCUUGCCACGUAACCAUCUACACGCCAUCCAUCAUAAGUAGAACCAAACUGAACGAGAAUCAAGACACUCGCAGCUUUAUUGCUAUGCAUUAUGCCAACAAUUUGGUGACUGAAAUGAAGGAGUUGGUCGGAUACAAUGUGACUGCUUUCAUUGCGGAUAUUGGUGGAUCUUUGGGGUUUCUUCUGGGACUGUCCGUGGUUGGAUUCAUACGGGUGAUUGAACGAAUCGUGUGUUCCAUCAUCAAGACAUAUUACCAGAAAAAGAAGAAACCUGAUGAGGAACAGCGCUCAGAAACGCAGAGCAGUAGCAGCAGCAGCACCAGCAGCAAAAGCACGAAAAUCCUGCACACAAAUUCAUUCGGCAAACGUAAACCGCUUCCCGAUAACAUCAAUUUGUACGAGAAUCUGCAGGAUUUUGAGAGCGAUGAUUUCAAGUACUACCAGAAGACGUUGAUAGCUGAAAGCAGCAACAGCAGGUACUAG